This is a messenger RNA of Dentiscutata erythropus, 123 nucleotides long. The record is from the annotation of a GenBank genome assembly. Lineage: Eukaryota; Fungi; Glomeromycota; Glomeromycetes; Diversisporales; Gigasporaceae.
AUGAAGGGUAAAAAGAUUUAUUGUGCUAAAAACUAUAGAAAUGCUGAUAAAGGUUGCUUUGAUUUUUAUACUUUUGAUUGCUAUACAGAAAAUAUAGAGCCUCAAUUACUUUAUCGGAAAUAA